CUUGGAAAUACUACACGGGAGCGAAAAGGAAGUUCUUUGCUUUUGCAGAGACAGCAGCAGUUCACAAGAAACACUCUGAUGAUUGCUAUUUGAAUUUGAAAGAGUCAAUCACUGCGCCGUGAUUCAGUGGAUUUCAGAGAUUUGGAGGAAUUAAAAGUUGGAGCAAUAAUAGAAAGUAUUUUUGGAGUCGACACUUUGAGUCGGGACUGCCAUACGUUGUUGUUUUUUUGUUUGUUUUUUUGUACUCUCUAAAGCCUGCACCGGCUGAAUUGCAAGAGCUACAAAAAUUCUCUGAGGUUGUGCAUCAACAGUAUUCGCAUGAAUCUACUCGAUCCCUACCUGAAGAUGACAGAUGAGCAAGAGAAGUGUCUGUCUGAUGCCCCCAGUCCGAGCAUGUCCGAGGAUUCCGCGGGGUCCCCGUGUCCAUCUGGUUCGGGCUCCGACACCGAGAACACCCGACCGACCGAGAACAGCCUCAUGGCUCCGGACGGGCAACUCGGCGAGUUCAAGAAGGAUGAAGAAGACAAGUUCCCGGUUUGCAUCAGAGAUGCGGUGUCUCAGGUGUUGAAGGGAUACGACUGGACGCUCGUGCCCAUGCCGGUGAGAGUGAACGGCUCCAGCAAAAACAAGCCGCACGUGAAGAGACCGAUGAACGCGUUUAUGGUUUGGGCGCAAGCUGCGCGCAGAAAACUGGCCGAUCAAUACCCGCACCUUCACAACGCGGAGCUCAGCAAAACUCUGGGCAAACUUUGGAGAUUACUGAACGAGGGUGAAAAACGACCCUUUGUGGAGGAGGCUGAGAGACUCAGGGUUCAGCACAAGAAAGAUCACCCCGAUUACAAAUAUCAGCCCCGGCGGAGGAAGUCUGUGAAGAACGGGCAGAGCGAGUGCGAGGACGGUAACGAGCAGACUCAUAUCUCCCCGAAUGCCAUCUUCAAAGCGCUCCAGCAAGCCGACUCACCCGCCUCCAGCAUGGGAGAGGUGCACUCACCCAGCGAACACUCAGGCCAGUCCCAAGGGCCGCCCACUCCCCCCACCACCCCUAAAACUGAUGUGCAGCCAGGCAAAGUGGAUCUGAAGCGUGAGGCCCGUCCACUUCAGGAGGGCACUGGACGCCAACUCAACAUCGACUUCCGCGAUGUGGACAUUGGAGAGCUAAGCAGUGACGUCAUCUCACACAUCGAAACUUUUGACGUCAACGAGUUUGACCAGUACCUACCGCCAAACGGGCACGUGGGUGUGACCAACACGGCCUACACAGGCGGCUAUGGCAUCAGCGGUGGUGCCUCUAUCAGCCCAGUGACAGGGGGCACCGGAGGGCACAACUGGAUGGCGAAGCCCCAAAACGGGAGCCCCCAAAGUGGGCAGCAGCACACCCUGACCCCAUUGGGGACCGGUAGUGGUGGCGAGCAGGACCAAACGAGAACGACGCACAUCAAGACUGAACAGCUGAGUCCAAGUCACUACAGCGAGCAGCAGGGUUCUCCACAGCACGUCAGCUAUGGCUCCUUCAACGUUCAGCACCUCCAGCAUUACAGCACUUCAUUCCCAUCCAUCAGCCGUGCGCAGUAUGAUUACUCCGACCACCAGGGUGGCCCCACCUCCUAUUACAGCCAUGCAGGGGGUCAGAACUCCGGCCUGUACUCCACCUUCAGCUACAUGAGCUCCAGCCAGAGGCCCAUGUACACCCCCAUCGCUGACUCAACAGGGGUUCCCUCUAUCCCCCAGUCAAACCACAGUCCCCAGCAUUGGGACCAGCAGCCUGUUUACACACAGCUUUCAAGACCCUAAGGACACUUAUAUACACUCCGUCACAACACACACACACACACACACACAUUAAGAGAAGACUGAUGGGCCUGCAUAGAGACUCAUUACACAUUCCAUUCUCUUUAAAACACACACACACACUUGAUUUUCCCCACACACAUAAAGAAACAUUGAAAUGUAGGAAAGAAAGCUGGACUUCAAAAAAAAAAAAAGAAUUUAACUCAAAAUGGCUCCCAACGUGCCUUUUUUAAUUGCCUGAAAUAGUGAUUAGAAUAUAUAUUUUCAGCCUUGAUUGCAAGUAAAGAGAAACAUUUCUGAGAAAUUAAUCCUCUGUGAGGACUUAUUGAUUAUUGAUACUUUAAUAUGUACUGUGUAUGUUUUCUUAACAUGUUCUUUUUGUAUUUCUGCCAGUCAUGAGAGGCCUUCUGUGAUUCUUGUAGAGAAGUCUAUUUUUACUAAACCACUUUCAGUAGUACACACAACCUUGGUUUUUCAAGCCCGUCUUUUUCAUCAACAAUAACAAUCUCUUACCUUCUAUUGUCUGUAGUUUUCAUGCUGUGCAUUUUAAUCUCUAGUUUGAUUUUGUUUCCUUUAUUUAUGUUCCUUUAAAAUACCAUCCCUCUCCAAAAGUCACAAAACUCAAUACAUUUUAAGGUAUUACUAGAUCUUGUAAAGCUGUUUGUUUGUCUUCCCGCCUAACAUCACUGUCUGUCAUAUGUUGGAAGUGUAUGCGAGUUAGGUUUAAAGCGGGAAAACCUUCGUGGCAGCUGCAGAAAUUACUGAGUGCAUAACAGCAUGUGUCACAGCUCCAGGAAGUGCCCUAUGACCUCUGCUUGUCAUUAGCAGCCUGCAGAAGGCCAGUGUCACCUUUCAGCCCAUUUAAUUUAUUUAUUAGUAUUAAUUUUAUUUCAAAGAAAUUAUUUGCAUUUUAUUCUUUAAUACUUUAUACAAAAAAAAAUAUUAUUAUUUUGCGCCUCUGAAUAUGGUGGCAUAUAAUCCAAUGGGCCAUUUCGAUAGAGGGCUGGUACUUAAUAUGGUAAAAUUCUGUAUUCAUCAUGUUUAUUUAUCGUAUGUAGAUUUUUCUAUUUUAAAUGGUUAUUUGUCCUUAUUUCUAACCAGUUGUGUAAUAAUGCACAAAAUACUGUUGCAAUUUCUAAAAUAAGGCUGAUUAAACUGGAAGAGUAGUCUUUCUGUCUGAAAGUUAGUAGUAGUAGUUGUUUUUUAAGUUAGUUAGUUGGCUUAUUUCUUUGCUUUAAAAUUGUUUCCCUCUCAAAUUUAUGCUUUACUCCAUGUCAGCAAUCUCAGUACUGAUGUUGAUAUCUUUUUGUUUUUUACACAAACUGAACAAAUGAUCCUUUAUGUCUUUCAAAAGUUUAACAUGUUACUGCCUUUGAAGAAGCUCAUCUUUUGUAUUGUAUUUGCAAUAAAAGCAAGAAUAAAACUUAAACCAGAGACCUAGGAGUUUUUUGUUC
Molecule: messenger RNA, 3242 nt
Organism: Xyrauchen texanus (razorback sucker)
Lineage: Eukaryota; Metazoa; Chordata; Actinopteri; Cypriniformes; Catostomidae
Product: transcription factor Sox-9-A-like
Exons: 3
Coding region: 319-1791 (490 amino acids)
Biological process (GO): heart development; morphogenesis of an epithelium; chondrocyte differentiation
Cellular component (GO): nucleus
Molecular function (GO): RNA polymerase II cis-regulatory region sequence-specific DNA binding; DNA-binding transcription factor activity, RNA polymerase II-specific
Source: RefSeq, a predicted model, not a curated record